UCGAACAAUAUGGCGGAAUCGGUAGCGGAGGUGGCGCGUGUUUUGGAAACAUAUAGAGGCAGAGAGAAACUAAUGCGACUCCUUCAGUAUGCCAGCUAUUUGGCGAGUGGAGGGUUGCAGAAGUUGUCUUACGAAUCUAGUGCAGGAAAAUUUCGGAUCUGGGCGGAAGCAAUUAGUGAAUGUCGGACUUUCCUUCGUUUGUUUGAUGACGCUGCAAUGUUGUCCUACGCACGCGAUUAUGGAACUGGAAAAGAGGAAAGGGACAAAGUUGUGCGCUGGACAAAUCUUGUGGACAUAUUCUGUGGUUUGACAUUUUACCCUUUGGAGCAUGUUGCCUGGGCAAGGGACAAGAAACUGCUGGCUGGUAAAUCUGAGAAACUAUGGGACUUGUCUCUAUACACUUGGAUAGGAUCACUUAUAGCAUGUAUUAUAAGAGACUUGUGGCUUCUCAGAAAGCUUCAGCACCUGCAAAAGAGCAGGACACAGCUUGUCAGUGACAGCAGUGGAGAUACACAAACAUCAUCAUCAUCCAGGCAAAAUCAGAUAAAAUAUCUACAAAGAAGACUUAUCAUCUCAGUGAUAGGAUUCACUUCUGAUUUAGGAAUGGCCAUCCAUUGGGCUCCAGCUGGUUUCCUAUGGGCUGGCAAACUGUCGAUUGGAACUGUUGGCCUUCUUGGGACAGUAUCGUCAUUUGCUGAACUGUAUAAGUACUUUAAACCAGCUGCUGCAUUACCUGACGAGGCUCUUGGAAGCAUUUGAUGUUACAGAACUGAUUUUUGUUUUCUUGUCACCAACAUACAUGUAGUUUAUUGAUGGAAAUAGCACUCAAUGUACUGUGUAUUUAAUUACUUACUUCAUGCAUUUUUACGUCAAAAGAAAGCAUAAUUAUAAAUCAAGUAUAGCUUGUCAUUUCAGAACCAAAAUUGAAUACUAAAUAUUGAAUCAGGAAGUUGUAAAUUAUUGCUCCCAAUUCUCUGUCCCUCUCUUGCCAUGCUAUUUAGUAAUCAGCAGGGGGAAUAAGUCAAAGGAAAGGAAAAAAUAUGGAGACAUUCUUGUAUAAUGUUCUUUAAAUUAAUUUUAAAAAGCUCUAGAAGCAAAGAAAUACAAGAAAUAAAAAUCACAUCACAUUUCA
Molecule: messenger RNA, 1132 nt
Organism: Pocillopora verrucosa
Lineage: Eukaryota; Metazoa; Cnidaria; Anthozoa; Scleractinia; Pocilloporidae
Product: peroxisomal membrane protein 11C
Biological process (GO): peroxisome fission
Cellular component (GO): peroxisomal membrane
Source: RefSeq, a predicted model, not a curated record